AUGCGUCCACUUGUCUUAAGUACUGGAUUGAUGACACGAGCUCAAUCAACUGCUGAUGAAAUUGAAACAGCGACAAAAUGGUGGCAUGAUUAUCCUACAUCGCGAUAUGUCGAUUUAGCGCGUCCUGAAAACACAUUUCGAAAUUAUAUGUCGAAUGUUUGGAGUAAAUCGAAAGAACUUGCACGAUCAGCUUCCUAUACCAAUCUUACUUACAUUAAGGAAGCCGAAUAUGAUUUUCCAAUCCGUCGAUCGACAUCUGUCUCAUCACUUGCACCAUCUUUAGCAUUACCACAACAUCAUCGUCAAGCGGAGCGCAUUAUCGAUACUGCACGAGUUUAUCAGCCAAAAAUUUACAACUGGUAUAAUAAUUCCUAUAGUAAAGCACGAUGGAUUGAUACUCAUGAAACUAUAGCGAAACCAAUUCGCAUGCCAUCCUUUGAACCAAUGCCCUAUAGUUCUUAUGUUCCAUACUACACAUUUCAAACAAAGAGGAUAUUUUUCAAUGAACGAAUAGAACCAUGGAAAUCAUACAUUGCUGGAUCACAAAAGUAUUUGGAUCGAUAUGUAUCAGCAAGACUUAAAGCGGAUGAUUUUGCACAACAAUACGCUUAUACUGCAUAUGAUUGGAGAUAUCCUCAGGAUCAUGCAUUCAAUCGGCAUUUUAUGUACGGUAAUGGCGUAUAUAUCCCUCAUGCUUCACGUAUACCGCACUCCUAUAACGAUGCGCAAGCGCUACGAAAACUUUAUAUCACAACCGGACGAUUCCGUUUUGCAUGA
This is a messenger RNA of Acanthocheilonema viteae, 777 nucleotides long. The record is from the annotation of a GenBank genome assembly. Lineage: Eukaryota; Metazoa; Nematoda; Chromadorea; Rhabditida; Onchocercidae.